Coccidioides immitis RS is the source of this 941-nucleotide messenger RNA. RefSeq lists its product as uncharacterized. Lineage: Eukaryota; Fungi; Ascomycota; Eurotiomycetes; Onygenales; Onygenaceae. The record is from RefSeq and is a predicted model, not a curated record. The coding region runs from base 311 to 601 and encodes 96 amino acids. The transcript is spliced from 3 exons.
CAAUUUCAUCAGUCGAUGUGUGUAGCUCUAAGUCGAACUUUUGGUACAUCUUAUCGUUCGGCAACACAGUCCAUCCAAAUACGGGAGCCUCUCUAUAAAUGAUAUAAAGAGAGGUUUCGUAUCGGCGGGAAUAGGACUAGAUAUUUUGAAGUCACUCAAGGGAUCUCCCACACUGCGAUAGCCAACUGAUACCAAGAGAAAGCCGGAUUCAUUUAGCCGUAACAGAUGAACGUGUUCGGGGUGGUCGGUGGUAAAGACAAUUAAAUAUCAUUGCAUCCCAAGCCUCGAGCCAGUUAAGUCGAGGAGGGUAAUGUAUCUCCUUGAAGACGAGAAGAGGAAUGCUUCAUGCCCGAUCCUACUGACAACCUUGCCGAGGGAUCACCGCAAUCUACAUUGCACGAACCUUGAAUCGCCAACUUCGAUGAGCCGCUCAAGGCAACCCGGAGAUGCAUGGGCGAAUUCUCAGGGCACAGAAAAGGUCAGAUCGUAUAGACAAUGCUUGGUUCCUCUUGAACAUGGCAUCCUAAAUAUCCCACAACCUUCGGUAGGUCUGUUGCCCAAGAACCUAGCCGGCUCAACAACAUUUAAUGACAAAGCCUGAUGCGGCUUUGGCUGCUUCUCUGAGCACUUGCAACAGAUCAAGCUUCGCUAGGGCAUGCAUUCAAACAAGAAUAUAUCGCCCCUCGGAAAAGAUGAUUAGCUGAUUGAGAGAUGUAUCUGAAGUUGCAUUGCAUUUAUUCGAAUGAUACGGCCAAAACAUUACUGCGUAGUCCAUAAGGGGGCGAGGUUCCAGAAGAAAUCCAUCGCUGGAUAUUGCCGUCAGAGAAAAGAGAAUGUGGCUUCAUUAAGAUCUCUUCAUGCGCACCUGCUGCUUUUGAGGAGAAGGAAACUUCUAAAUGUUCUGUGAGAUACUCGGGAGCUGUCUGAUGAACACGGAUUAC